AUGAAAACUGACUCGAUCCUUCUAGAAACUGCCUUUUUUUUCUCAGAGAACGACACCGUUUUAAGCAACGAAGAACGCGAUUCCAUUGAAGGUUUGUUAACUGAAUUGGAAUGUCUCAAUGCUUUGAAAGAUAUGGAACCAGACAAAAGCCCCGGAACAGAUGGCUUGCCUUCUGAAUCUUACCAAAUGUUUUGGAGUGAAGUUUCCAAACCUCUGCUAGAAGCUUUAAAUUACGGUUUUGAGAUCGGCCAGCUGUCUAUAUCUCAAAAACGGGGUAUAAUAAAACUUAUUCCCAAGAAGAGUGAAGAACUUUACUACAUCACAAACUGGAGGCCGCUUACACUCUUAAACUGCGAUUACAAGGAUUUGCUAACAAGUAGCUUUUGUUUUUGCUUUUGUAUUUUUAAGCCUAUUGCAUUAAGUCAAGUUGGUGGAGCUCCAACUAUAAAACGAAGCCAAGUUAGCAUCCUACAACGGAUCAACAUGAAUGCAGUCAGAGGAUUAAAGCUUGAUGUACCAGAUGCUUUGCAGCGUUUGACAAAGCUUGAACAAGCUGUAAAUGGAGUAGUUCAAAGACUUUUAAACUUUGUCACAGUCACAUGGAGGAAUCCCACUGUUCUCAAGCCCCAGCUGGCAGAUAUCAGGGACAUUGCUGGUAAGGCAAAGGUAGCCUUGAGAUUAUUAACAGAAUUUGCUCUCAGUUCUCUGGUCAAUGCAAGAAAUCUUCCAAACCAGGAACUUAGUGGGAAGCUAAGCAGAGCAGUUGAGCCAUUACUGGAGACAUAUUAUGCAGUGAAGUUGGCAUUGCAAAGACUUGACAACAAUGGCUGGGAUGUUGCUUUGGACAAAGGUGACAGAACACAUGAUGAACUUGAUCUGAUUAUGGUUCACAUCCGUUCUGUUCCUGAAAACUCACAAAUUUUAGCAGCAAUCAUUCGUACUGCUGCAACAAUACUGUACAACACUCCAUCCAAGAAGAACAAAGUAGAGCCCACCUUGCACAGCUCUAAGAAAUCAAAUGAAGAGUAUCAAGCUCAAACAGUAAAGAAAAGCAAAAUGUCUGUGGUGGAAUCAGAACAGUCAGAAGUCAUCAAAGAUACUGUUGAUACUAAUUACAAACCUUCAGCUAACGGUGGGAAGUGGAGUCCUUCAACUGUGCGUCGUGUCUGUGGGAUGGACACACCCAAGCGGAAUAGUAAUGACAGUGAGAGACUUGCUGUUGGAGGUGAUGAAGAAAGCGUGGCACCAAAGCUUCCAUUACGUUUGCAGUCAGUUAAAGGCAAACAGAUAGAUUCUAUUUUAGAAGACUCAAAAUCCCCGCCACCACCUCCCCAGAGAAAAGACAGCAGUGAAAAAUGUCAACAUCUGAGACAGAAAAGCAUCGAUAAGUUUCCUCUUGAAGCAGCAAAUGGGGAAACAUCAGGACCACCUCCAAAGCCAAAGUUAGACAGGAGAAACACAUCAAGGAAGAGUUACAAGAUUCCUUUGUAUUCCGAGCAAAGACAUGAUACAGGAGACAUUAUUUGGCGAGAGCAUAGGAGUGAAACAGAGCCAUCAACAUCCAGACGGAAAUGCAAUUCAGAUCCAACACAGUUACAUGAUCACAAAAAUACAGAAGAAGACCAAACAUCAUCAGAGAAACACAAAUUAGCUACUUUGGUGAAGCAGAGCACAGUUCACAUCUCAGACUCAGAUUUGCCACAAAGUUUAAAACAAUCAAAGGAUGGCCAGUCAUGGGGCAUCAAACUGGAAGAGAGAGGAAAUUUGUGCUUACAUGGUGACAGCUCAGUCAAUAAACCACUGCAGCAUCUUUUAAAUUUGAGGAAAGACAAUGGUACAUCAAAUGGAUGUAUGGUGUCUUUGAAUGAUCGAGAACUUUUGGAAUUCUAUAAAUAUGAGAUCGAUGCACAAUUAUUUGUGUUGAGUGAAGCUGUGAAAGGUUUUUUUGCUGUUAUUGACAAGAAUGAAAGUCCUAAGUUGUUCGUGUCCAGUAGCAAGUUUAUUGUGCUGAGUGCACAUAAAUUUGUCUACAUUGGUGACACUUUAAGUAAGAGAAUUAAAAAUGGUGAUCUGAGGAGCGAAGUAGCAGCUGUGACUAAUAAACUGUCAAACUGCAUCAAGAGUUUAGUGACUGCAACAAAAUCUGCAGCACUGCAGUAUCCAGCGUCGAAUGCCAUGCGUCAGAUGGGUGAAACUGUUGUUGUUGUUAACAAUGUUGCAGUUGAACUGUAUCAGAUUGUGAAGAAAACCACAAAGAGUUCCCAGGACAACUUUGGGCACAAGCUGUAAAGGUGCCUUGGACUAUCUUAGUUUGUUUUAAUGAUACAAAUGUUAGGAGUCAGCUAUAACUUAGAUGAUCUCCUUGAAUGAAACUUGAAACAGUUUUAGAGAAUGCAUGUAGGAAAAACAAACACUUAAACUGAAAUUGUACUCCAAACAUGAAGCAAAAAGAUUUUUACUUAACAAAAUACUGUUUAGUAGAAGUUGAUUAGCCCCAUAUUCACUUUUAAAGAACGAGAAUUAGACAGUGUUUCGACCUCUGGUUCAGGUCUAAUUGACCUCUGGUUGGGGGUUAAAUGGUUAGGGGCUAAUCAACUUGGGGGUUAACGAUUGGUCACCCUUGUAGCAAUUUAACACCAGACGUUACCUGAUUCAAAGUCUGGCCAAGCAGUGGGUAGCGUGGGUCAAAGACAGUCUGCUCCGACAGUAGACUACAGAGGAUUUUAUGACACGCCCAGUUGCACUUGCCUAGUUCCUGUAUGGCUUUCUCCUAGGCCUUCACGGUCAAUUGUUUUCGGUUGCCCAUCUGGGAUGACGUCACUGGAAAACGAUUGCCUGUGGCAAAAUAUUGAGGCCUAAGAACUAGGCAACAGUUGCAUUGCAAGCCAAGGAGAGGGUAGAGCUGUGUGUGUGGGUUUGGGGGCUGGGUAUCAUUUGCAAGAAAACACACUAAAACACACUUGCUUAAAUACGAACCAGAAUGCCCCGUGAAUGCCUUACAGUAUUAAUGAACAUGUUGCUAUUACAGCAAAGACUUUUGAAUUCCUUGUAAAUACUUUAUGAGUUUUUAAAUUGGCCAAGCUAAGGGUACCUUUGUUAGUUAGAAAUCCUAUAUUCGUCAUUAUUUUCUGAUUCUUUAAAAUGCCCAAAUAAAACAGUCCUUUUUAACUUUUGCCUACGUGAAUAUGAUAAUGAAAAGAUGAUUCAUAAUGAUCCCAAAAAAUGGUAUUCCUUUUGCUAGUUUAAUGAUUUCUUGUGUGUAGCUUUUAAGUAUCCUUAAGAAACUGAACUUGAGAAUAGUCGGCUUCCCAGAUUUGAGAGAUUUGUAACGUGAUAAUGAUGGAGGGAUGUAUUUCCAACUAAAAUGUUAAGAAUUUUAUAGGGAGUGUGUUCAAUAAGGACAACCUCUAACAUUACUUUUUCCAGUAAUUUCUCUUCCACAAUAAUCAAAUUGCCUUGUCUUAUCCUUGAUCACUCAGCUCUUUAUGCAUAAGCUAAGUUUCAUAUGUUGUGGCAUUAAAUACAAGCCGUUCACGAUCGGUGCAAUUUUUGUUACUCUCAACUUUAUAUGUUUAUCAUAUCUUAGUACACUCAAUGUUGAGAUUUGACUACGUUACUGUUAGUGAAUAGUUUGUUACUUUUUGUAAAUUUGUAGUUUCACUAAAACUGAUUUGUAAAAAAGGUUUUGAAUUAUAAAACUGUUAACUUGGAUUACACACUUUUCUUUUACAAGACAGCUUGAAGAUUUGCUCGAUACUAUUGUGAGAAAUUCAAUUUUACUGACAAAUUAAAUGAUAGUUGAAGGACUGAG
Orbicella faveolata is the source of this 3811-nucleotide messenger RNA. RefSeq names its product enhancer of filamentation 1-like. Gene Ontology annotation, molecular function: protein binding. Gene Ontology annotation, cellular component: plasma membrane; cytoplasm. The record is from RefSeq and is a predicted model, not a curated record. NCBI's taxonomy places the organism in Eukaryota, Metazoa, Cnidaria, Anthozoa, Scleractinia, Merulinidae. Gene Ontology annotation, biological process: cell surface receptor protein tyrosine kinase signaling pathway; cell migration.